This is a messenger RNA of Haplochromis burtoni (Burton's mouthbrooder), 2996 nucleotides long. RefSeq names its product MFNG O-fucosylpeptide 3-beta-N-acetylglucosaminyltransferase (gene mfng). The transcript is spliced from 8 exons. Gene Ontology annotation, cellular component: membrane. The record is from RefSeq and is a predicted model, not a curated record. NCBI's taxonomy places the organism in Eukaryota, Metazoa, Chordata, Actinopteri, Cichliformes, Cichlidae. Gene Ontology annotation, molecular function: O-fucosylpeptide 3-beta-N-acetylglucosaminyltransferase activity. Gene Ontology annotation, biological process: regulation of Notch signaling pathway. Bases 377 to 1453 code for a protein of 358 amino acids.
UUGACAGUGGCGACAGCGCAGAGCUGCAAGUGGAAAGUCAAAUACAUCUUUGCGCUUCUGGCUUUUUGCACAAAAUGAGAGGAAAUGCGAGUUUUUGCCUAUGUGAUCACAGCAGACACGAGUUUAGACCCUGAUCGUGUGUGUGACUGACACGACUCUGAAACUGAAGCUGCACUUGUGAGAAUUAUCAGUUAAUUGGGCCAUUCAGGAACUGUAAAAAAGGAGGAAGACGAAGAAGUGAUGGAGGACCCGUUACGAAAUUAACCCAGAACUUAAAAAAAAUGACGUUGAUUUUAAAUAAGGCGCCUAAGAGCACGUUUUAAAUGACCUACAACAUUUAACUGAGAUUCUUUUUUAAAAUUUAUUUUGCUUUACCAUGCGUAACAGAUGGAUACGCCGGAGGUUGCUUGUCUUAAUUUUCACCUUCUUCAUCAUUCUCUACGUGGAUUUUCAGCUUCGAACCAGCAGCCUUCCCAAAGUUAUAGUGGUUCACCAUCCAUCACCCGGUGCGAUCCACCACCGGACCAUCCAGCAGGCUACCUUCCUGGUCAGGGACGCGCAGAACCCGGCGAAAAGUACCAGAAGCAGCGGCGAAACAGCAUUGGCCGAUGGAGGUCGCUCGGUGCCCGAGGACGCACAUGUCAGCCAGCCCGAACUGAAGGUGGAGGACGUCUACAUAGCUGUGAAAACCACCGGGAGGUUCCACAAGACGCGCCUCGCGCUUCUUUUGGAGACCUGGAUCUCCAGAACCAAAGCGCACACGUUCAUUUUCACAGACACAGAGGAUGUGGACCUAACUUCAGAAGGUUAUAACAUGGUGGUAACAGACUGCCAGUCUGAUCACAGUCAGCAGGCUCUGUCCUGCAAGAUGUCUGCAGAGUACGACGGUUUCAUGGCCUCAAACAAGAGGUGGUUUUGUCAUGUGGACGAUGAUAACUACGUCAACCCAGAAGCUCUCCUCUCGCUGCUGUCAGCCUUCCCCCAGGAAGGUGACAUCUACGUGGGCAAGCCGAGCCUGGACAAGCCCAUCACUGCUCAUGAACUGCUGGAGGGCAACGCAACGAGGGAGGUGCAGUUCUGGUUUGCAACAGGUGGAGCAGGCUUCUGCCUGAGUCGAAGACUGGCAGAGAAGAUGGCUCCGUGGGCCAGUGGUUCCCAGUUCAUGAGAACUUCAGCUAAGAUCCGUCUUCCUGAUGACUGCACUGUGGGCUUUAUUGUGGAAAAGCGACUGGGAAUCUCCAUGGUCCACUGUCCUUUAUUCCACUCGCACCUGGAAAACCUGUUGCUCAUCAGCCAGAGAAGCAUACCACAGCAGGUGACACUGAGCUAUGGGAUAUUCGAGAAUAAGAUGAACAGCAUCGAGGUAAAAGGGAGCUUCUCGAAGGAGGACGAUCCCUCCAGGUUUAAGACUGUCCACUGCAUCCUGUAUCCCCUCACCAGCUGGUGUCCAUGAGUACCCCCUAAAGACGACCACAUCCAAGCACCUGAGACAAAGCUGGUAUCCAGCUGGAUUUAAUAUUUUACCUUUACCUGCAGAAAAAUGGACCGAUUCAUUUUGGUGGAGCAGAAGGAUGCAGAAGGAAUAACGGUGACUCAGACUUAUCUGUGUUCCACAACGCCUCACCUACCACUGAUCAACACAGACUGUAAAAGAGGGAUCUAGACAUCGUCUGUUUUUGGACUUCCAUUCCGAAGACAUGAUUUAAUGUUUGUCCAUUGUUGUGUUCAUCUUUUAGAGCCACAAGAGAAGAGGGUGAAAUUCAGAAAUUAGGCGCUAAUGUAGCAAGCUUAGUUAGCAAGGCUGGUCCACUGAGUCUAUAGGAAUUUCUUUUACUUAUGUAUUAAUCACAUUAUUUUAUUGUAUGAUGCCUUGGUGCCACUGGAUUUUUAAACAUGUUUCACACUCAUACUAUAAGACAAAUGGUGGGGGUCUAGUAAGGAAGUUGAGGGAAGCAGACAACUCCACAGGAAGAAUCUUUUGUAAACAUUGGGAGGGAGCAAGGGAGUGUGAACCUUAAAGUGUGAAACAACUGUGUACUGCCUUUUGUUCCUGAAGAAGGUAUUUAACUAAGAGCCAUGUUAGGCUCAGGAGACUCUGCUGAUCGUCUGCCCCGCGAUCAUGCAGGCUCGCCACAAGCUUGGGUUUUUUAUUUUCUUUGAGUUUUAGAUUAAAGAAUGUUAGCUACCGCUCACCGCUCAUCUGCAGGCUUUAUUUAAUGGAAAAUUUUCACAACAGAGUCUAUAGCUGAGCUGCAUAGACGCAGAUACUGGUUAUCUAGUGUUAAGUAACAUACAGAUGAAAUACUAAAUUUUCCCUCAGCAAAAAUGUCUUGGAUUUAUUGAACCACAAAGCAUCUUACAUGUAAGAUAACUGCAAUUAAAAUGCUACAAGAGGCACUAUUGCCACAAAUACAGGUGAAGGGUCUAGGUCAUCGAAUCAAAUUAGCUGAUGUGAAGUCUUGGAGACAGCUAGUUGCAUAGCUGUCAGUUAUUAAUGAGUGGAUGCUCCUGAUAGGACAAAUGUUAAGCCUUAAAAAAAUUUAAAUGAUGAGCUAGAUAAAAAUUCCACUGCAAAGCAGUUUUUAUAAAUGGGAAAAGAAACUCUAGGCACAAAAACUUCCCUUGUUCAAGGCUGUAAACCUGUUUAUGUGGUAUUUUAACACGGGAGUCGGCACGAUUUUCGAGCCAGUUUUUCAGCUUCUUUUUGCACAGCGCAGUGGUUUCAUUUUCAGAUGUCAUCUGCUGACAGCACCAGCUGUUAUGCACUCAAAACAUUGGCUUUAGAAGAAUGUAUGAAAUACGAAAUUUAUUUUUCUACUUUAAAUCUGUGUUAUGUUCAAAUGAAAUUGUUACAUGAAAUGAAAGGAAUUUUAUGUGACAAAUGAGCACUUAAGAUUAUUGUGGAUUUUGGUUGUUGUGUGUGCUGAGAUCUUUUGUCAUUUUGCUGGCAAGUGGGAAAAAUUAAAAUGUUAAAGACUCACUGUGCAAAGUUGAAA